AUGCCAAGCCAUACCAAUAUUGCAAACAAACCAUCUGCAAAUAAUAGUCCUGGACCUCUAGGAUUUACACAAGCAAUGGGCCAAUCAACCAACAAGAGAGAGAACUAUGGUGACAAUUAUUUAUGCUCAGGUAGUUCAGAAUCCGGUAAUGGAGUUAAUAAUGGUACAUUUCGUGGAUUAAGGUGGAGAAAUUCCCGAAGAGUUAAUAAUGUCAACUUAUUAGGUGGGGAUUUAAAUCAACCUGAUUGUCAUGUAUGCCAGUCACAUUUUCUCACUGAUAAUAAUAAUGAUAAUCAUGCUAAUUUAUCAUCAUCUCCUACUGCUGCUGCUUUCAACGUAUUUUGUCGACAUCAGCAUUUGUGCAGUUCAUCUGUAACACCAUGCAUAAAUGUACAUAACUUUAAUGUAAAUAAUUAUCCUUCAUCUUAUUGUUUAACAGGAUUGAAAACUUUAAUAACUGUAUGCUUUUGUAUAAUGAGUACUAUUUACUGGAUAAGUAUAUUUGCACAAGGUACAUUACCUGAAACAUGUUUAGGUAUAUCUCUAUGUCAAAUUAUAGAAACGAAUCGUUCGUAA
Schistosoma mattheei is the source of this 576-nucleotide messenger RNA. The record is from the annotation of a GenBank genome assembly. NCBI's taxonomy places the organism in Eukaryota, Metazoa, Platyhelminthes, Trematoda, Strigeidida, Schistosomatidae.